Daucus carota subsp. sativus is the source of this 1758-nucleotide messenger RNA. RefSeq names its product beta-ketoacyl-[acyl-carrier-protein] synthase III, chloroplastic. The transcript is spliced from 8 exons. Gene Ontology annotation, molecular function: 3-oxoacyl-[acyl-carrier-protein] synthase activity. NCBI's taxonomy places the organism in Eukaryota, Viridiplantae, Streptophyta, Magnoliopsida, Apiales, Apiaceae. Gene Ontology annotation, cellular component: chloroplast. The coding region runs from base 269 to 1489 and encodes 406 amino acids. The record is from RefSeq and is a predicted model, not a curated record. Gene Ontology annotation, biological process: fatty acid biosynthetic process.
GUUUUAACACAGUAGCCAAUUGUAUUUCAUCUUCUUCGGUUUCUCCGAAACACCAUUUGAAAAAAAUCCCAUAAAUAAACCCCUCUUUGUUUCUCAUUCUUUUAUUUAUUAAUUUCCUCAUGUGGGCUGUUUUUUCUUGAUUCGUAUCUUCUUCUUCUCUCAUCACCGAGCUAAAGAUCUCUGCUUUAUUGAUUUUCUUGCUUGUUUGUGCAUAAAGUUUUGAUCUUUACAUCUUUCUUGAUAGAUAGACACACAGAUACAUACACAAAUGGCAAAUGCAUAUGGGUUUUUUACACCUUCAGUGCAGAGUGUAAGAGGGAGGAUUAAUCCAUCACCAUCAGUAGGUGUUUAUGGUUCUGGGUUUUGUUCUAACAAGGGGAUUGCUACAAGGGUGUUGUGUUCAAGCAGUGUUGAAGGUGUAGAGAAGCUUGGCUCUGGUGUUUCUGCUUCUGAAUCUAGGGUGCCCAGAUUUGUCAGUAAAGGCUGCAAACUCGUUGGAUGUGGAUCUGCAGUACCAAGUUUAAAGGUGUCCAACGAUGACCUUGCAAAAUUUGUAGAAACCAAUGAUGAAUGGAUCUCUACCCGCACUGGAAUACGAAAUCGACGGGUUAUUUCAGGGGCAGAUAGCUUGACGGGUCUAGCAGCGGAGGCAGCAAGAAAAGCUCUUGAGAUGGCAGAAGUUCACCCUGAUGAUGUGGACUUAGUCUUAUUGUGUACAUCAACUCCAGAAGAUCUAUUUGGAAGUGCUCCUCAGAUCCCAAAAGCACUUGGCUGCAAAAAGAAUCCACUCGCUUUUGAUAUAACUGCUGCUUGUAGUGGAUUCAUUUUAGGUCUCGUAUCAGGGUCUUCUUAUAUCCGAGGGGCCGGAUUUAGAAAUGUUCUUGUAAUUGGGGCUGAUGCACUUUCUCGUUAUGUUGAUUGGACUGAUAGAGGCACUUGCAUCCUCUUCGGGGAUGCUGCUGGUGCUGUAUUGCUGCAGGCUUGUGAUAUUGAGGAUGAUGGUUUAUUUGGUUUUGACUUGCAUAGUGAUGGUGAUGGCCAGAGGCAUCUGCAUGCCACAAUGAAACAAGAAGAAUUGGAUGAUGCAGCAGGCUCUAAUGGUUCAGUAUCAGGGUUUCCUCCUAAUCGGCCCUCUUAUUCAUGCAUAAAGAUGAGUGGUAAUGAGGUGUUUCGUUUUGCUGUUCGUGCGGUGCCACAGUCAAUUGAAUAUGCACUACAGAAUGCUGGUCUUACUGGGUCUAGCAUUGAUUGGUUACUGCUCCAUCAGGCAAAUCAGAGAAUCCUUGAUGCAGUUGCCAAUCGUUUGGAAGUUCCAUUAGAGCGGGUCAUAUCAAACUUAGCCAAUUACGGUAACACAAGUGCAGCAUCAAUUCCAUUAGCAUUGGAUGAAGCUGUUCGAAGUGGGCAGGUGCAGCCAGGCCACACUAUUGCAACAGCAGGAUUUGGGGCGGGUUUGACGUGGGGUUCAGCUAUCAUAAGAUGGGGGUAAAACCAAUUUCAAAGAUCCUUGCAGAUAAAGAACUCAAAAUGUUACAUAUCACAGCUUUUCAGGUCUUUUUUACAGUUAAGUUUAAUGCAUUUGCUUUAGGGAGGUUGCUAUUCCACCAUCUUAUUGGUUCAAUUUUGUUUGUUUGCUAGUCCCCUGGUUUCUUAAACAUUUAGGAUCAAUAAAUUGUAAUUUCCCCCCUCUAAUCUUUAGUUUUCCCCAUAGACCCCCCUGUAAAACUUUUUUGUAUUUAUUUUAAGAAACUUGUUCAA